Peronospora matthiolae is the source of this 1251-nucleotide messenger RNA. The record is from the annotation of a GenBank genome assembly. NCBI's taxonomy places the organism in Eukaryota, Oomycota, Peronosporomycetes, Peronosporales, Peronosporaceae.
AUGGACGUCAGCGAGCGGCUGGUCGCGCGACGGACGCACCUGGCGCUAUUGUGUCACGUGGACCCCGUGAAGCAGCAAUUGCGACUACAGAGCUACUACCAGAUGGCAAGGCAGCUCUACCGUCAGUCUGAGACGUACUUUGCAGAGGGCGCUUGGGAUAACGCAUACGUGUUUCUCGCCAAGUUUAUCAAACUCUGUUCCAAGGUGAUCACUGCACACCAUGACUACAAGCUGCCGCGAUAUAGCAAGGAGAGCAAGUGGGUGCGAAAGCAAGCUGUGGCUGGAUUUAAGCUUUUUGACGCAAUUUUAGACGGCAUGGAAGCGGAAGAGCUUGAGUAUCUGGAGUAUGAACGCUCACUGACAACCGAAAAAGUAGAGGAAAAGGACGUUCCACUUGCAACGGAGAAAGCAGCGAUGACUGCGCUGAAAGGUCACCUGCAAGCAAUGCGUCUGGAGAAGAAGAGUCCAUAUCAACUAAAAGUGCAGGCGGCGGGAGCAGCAGAGAAGGAAGAAGUAACGUCCGCUUCGCUCACGUCUCGACUGGAUUCCUUGCUUGGGCCAAGUCGAAAGGAACGAAGCACUACUGUGCUGUACCCUACCGUUGGAAAAGCAUCGUGGAUGACGGCUGAUGCUGUUCAGCAUCCGAGCUGCCUUGCACCGCCGCUAAGCCGUCAACGGUCGCAAGAAGCAAUUGCAAACUUGACCAGUGGAAAGAUCCGCACGCUGGAGAUUCCAGCAGGAGUCAUUUCUCAGUUCAUAUCGAUAGCUGCGCCAAAUACGAACAAGCCACCCUGCGGGAUCGAGACAUGUGGUAUCUUGGCUGGAAUAUUGCGUGAUCAGAGACUGGUUAUUACUACACUGAUCAUCCCGAAACAAGAAGGAUCGUCGGACAUGUGCACGAUGACGAACGAAGAGGAUCUAUACGAUUUUUGCUUCAGUAACGAGCUGCUAACGCUCGGCUGGAUCCACACGCAUCCGAAGCAGAACUGCUUUUUGUCGUCGGUUGAUGUUCACACUCAGUGUGGCUUCCAAUCGAUUUUGCCUGAGGCCAUCGCUAUUGUUGUUGCACCGAGCGAUCCGCACAAGAAUGUUGGAGUGUUUCGGCUGACAGAGCCAAAUGGGUUGCAGCUGAUUCAAAACUGCAGCCUGACAGGGUUUCACACGCAUCCAAGCCGGAUCGAGAUUUACUCGGACGCAUUCGAGUGCCAGUGGAUGAAGCAGAUGACAGCGCAACUGGUUGACAUGCGGUAG